Salarias fasciatus (jewelled blenny) is the source of this 2252-nucleotide messenger RNA. RefSeq names its product sugar phosphate exchanger 3-like. Bases 194 to 1765 code for a protein of 523 amino acids. The record is from RefSeq and is a predicted model, not a curated record. Gene Ontology annotation, molecular function: transmembrane transporter activity. Gene Ontology annotation, biological process: transmembrane transport. The transcript is spliced from 14 exons. NCBI's taxonomy places the organism in Eukaryota, Metazoa, Chordata, Actinopteri, Blenniiformes, Blenniidae. Gene Ontology annotation, cellular component: endoplasmic reticulum membrane.
CCACUCUGAAAACAAGCAGCAGAAAGCCGAUCUGGACUGAAAGGCACACCUCUGCUCCUCUCGCCAUGUCUUUGCCCCGUCUGCUGUAGUGGAGGACUGUAUCUGAUCCCUCCUCCCUCCCUGGAAGACCUCCUUCCUCCUCCUCCUCCUCCUCCUCCACCUCUCCCUCCUCCACCCUCCAGCCGCCCCUGUGAUGCCUCCCUCAUGCUGUGGCUGUCUGUCACAGUACACCCACCAUCAUCUGGUUGUCUUCCUCCUCACCUUCUUUAGCUAUGUGCUGCUGCAUGCGUCCAGGAAGACGUUCAGCAACGUGAAAGUGAGCAUCUCCGCUCAGUGGACGCCGUCCUUGCAGAAUGAGAGCGCGGCCGCCUUCUCCCCCAGCGAGACAUGGGAGGACAACCGUCUGUUUGCAGACGAGAAGCAGGCCACGCUGUUUCUGGGAGCGCUGGACUCCAUCUUCCUCUUCUCGUACGCUGUGGGUCUGUAUCUCAGCGGCGUGAUCGGGGAUCGAUUCAAUCUGCGAUACGUCCUCUGCGUCGGCCUGUGUGGCUCCGCUGCCGUGGAGUUUGUGUUCGGCACGCUGACCGAAUGGCUCCAGCUCUACAACGUCUACCUGUACUGCGUGCUGUGGGUGCUGAACGGGCUGCUGCAGUCCGCCGUCUGGCCCUGCGUGGUGGCCGUCAUGGGCAACUGGUUCGGGAAGACCGGGCGUGGCUUUGUGUUCGGCCUGUGGAGCGCUUGUGCCUCCGUUGGAAACAUCCUGGGUGCUUUCCUGGCUUCUAGCGUGCUCAAGUAUGGAUAUGAGUAUGCCUUCCUGGUGACCUCCGUGGUGCAGUUCGCUGGUGGGGUGGUGGUGUUCUUCGGCCUCCUCACUUCCCCCAAAGAAGUUGGUUUGAGCCUGGAGUCGGAGACGGGACUCAGCCCGGUGGAGACGGACACCGACAGCCGCAAGCCUCUGAUGAGUGACGAGGAGGAGGAGGAGGAGGAGGAAGAGAGGGGGAGGGAGAGGGUGGAGGAGGAGGAAGCAGAGGAGGAGGAGGAUGACGAGGUGGAGUCGUGUGAGAGGAGAGAGCAGCCCGGUCAGCAGCAGGAUGAACCUGAGGCCCAGUCUCCACGAGCCAUCAGCUUCUGUCAGGCUUUCUGCCUGCCGGGAGUCCUGCCUUACUCCCUGGCUUAUGCCUGCCUGAAACUGGUCAAUUACUCCUUCUUCUUCUGGCUCCCGUUUUACCUGAGCAACAACUACAAGUGGAAGGAAGCGGAAGCCGACAGACUGUCUGUGUGGUACGAUGUUGGAGGGAUCAUCGGAGGAACGGUCCAGGGCCUGGUGUCGGACUUCAUGGGGAAGCGGGCCCCCGUCCUGGCCUUCAGCCUGGUGCUGGCUAUGGGAGCUCUGGUGGGAUACAGCCGAUCACCGGACGAUCAGGUGAUCAACGCCGUGCUCUUGGCCACCACCGGCUUUUUCAUCGGCGGCCCCUCCAACAUGAUCAGCUCGGCCAUAUCGGCUGACCUGGGGCGCCAGGAGGCCCUGAGGGGCAGCCAGGAGGCUCUGGCCACCGUCACCGGCAUCGUGGACGGAACGGGAAGCAUCGGAGCGGCCGGAGGACAGUACCUGGUGUCUCUGAUCGAGAGCAAGCUGGGCUGGAUGAGCGUGUUUUACUUCUUCAUCGUCAUGACCGGCGGCAGUGUGGCGUUCAUCUCCCCGCUGCUCUUCAAAGAGCUGCGCGCCAUGUGGAGGGAGCGGCGAGCCCUGCGGCGCCAGCUCUGAGCCGGCCGGCCGGCGAUGGUGCAGCAGGUCUGCUCAGAUUCACCUGCUCAGGUGAUUUUUAGCGGCGUAGAAAAGACGCGGGAUGCAGCUGAUCUGCGAUCCUUCUCCUGUAAAUAGUUUCAGAUGUCGGGUAGAAGUGCCUGACUUGACAAAAAAAAAAGAAAAUAUAUAGAGUUUGUGAAUCACAGAAUGUACCACUGUAUAUAUUUUAGGCUUUUAAAGGAUGUGAAUACUUCACUUUUUACAUGUGGAUGUUUUUGAGUUUUUAAGGUCAAACUCGUUUGGAUCACGCUCCUGGAAACUGUUUCCGGAGCCGAAACGCUUAAAACUGUGAUUGUAUUCUUGAAAAUCAGCAGCUGUGGAUAUUUAUCAUGUCUUUACGUAAGAAGUGUUGCACUGUCGGGUUCUCACGGGGAGUGUGGUGAAUCGCUCUCAUGGGUCGGGGACUUUUCACUUCACUGCCGUUUCAUGUGUUUUCUACACACUU